AACCUAUAUCACUCAUUCUUUAUUGAUUUUCUCUAGUAUCGUUCAGUUUCCUCUUCUUCUCACAAGCCCUAACAAUGGCAGCGCAAGCGGCACCAAUCGAGUCUGUCCAGUGCUUCGGCCGUAAGAAGACCGCCGCGGCCGUCACCUACUGCAAGCGUGGGAGAGGACUAAUCAAGAUCAACGGCUGCCCAAUCGAGCUGGUGGAGCCCGAGAUCCUUCGCUUCAAGGCUUACGAGCCCAUCCUCCUCCUUGGACGACACCGUUUCGCCGGCGUUGACAUGCGCAUUCGCGUCAAGGGCGGUGGGCACACCUCCCAGAUCUACGCCAUCCGCCAGAGCAUCGCUAAAGCUCUCGUAGCCUUCUAUCAGAAGUACGUGGACGAGCAGAGCAAAAAGGAGAUCAAAGACAUUUUGGUCAGGUAUGAUAGGACCCUGCUUGUGGCUGAUCCUAGGCGCUGUGAGCCUAAGAAGUUCGGUGGUCGUGGUGCUCGUGCCAGGUUCCAGAAGAGUUACCGUUGAGUUGGAUUUUUAUUUUCUGUGCUUCUGUGAUUUUGAAGGAUGAUUUUAGAACUAAAUUGUUAAUGGGUUUUUGUUAAUGUUGGUCUGUGAAGGGGUUUCUCUUUAUUGACCAAGUUCUUAAUUUUGUUUUCAGGAAAAUUUAAUCUUCAUAGCUAGUUGAUUAAACGUAUUAUAUUCACUUGUUGAAUGUUUUGCAAGAUACUGUUUGUGCAUGUUACUCUUCUCCACAUUGGCCUUGAUCAAAGGCAAUUCUUCUGUUCUA
Messenger RNA from Hevea brasiliensis (rubber tree), 780 nucleotides. RefSeq names its product 40S ribosomal protein S16-like. Gene Ontology annotation, molecular function: structural constituent of ribosome; RNA binding. Gene Ontology annotation, cellular component: cytosolic small ribosomal subunit; ribosome. Lineage: Eukaryota; Viridiplantae; Streptophyta; Magnoliopsida; Malpighiales; Euphorbiaceae. The transcript has a single exon. Gene Ontology annotation, biological process: maturation of SSU-rRNA from tricistronic rRNA transcript (SSU-rRNA, 5.8S rRNA, LSU-rRNA); translation. The coding region runs from base 75 to 518 and encodes 147 amino acids. The record is from RefSeq and is a predicted model, not a curated record.